UCAGCCACCACUCCACUCAGCUCCCCGGCCUUGUGUUCUUCCCUUCACCACUAAGAGGCCGCGCCGGGUCACAGGACUCCGCAGUCCUUCCCCGUCGCCUGGACAGUGAACAACCUCACCAUGAAGACUCUACUGCUGCUCGCUGCCCACCUCGCCCUCGUACUGGGCCAAUCGUGCCCUCCGGAAGGCGUGCAGUACUUCCCUGACAACGAGCAGUGCGACAAGUACUAUGAAUGCAAAAAUGGUAUAGGAUCUGAACAGCUGUGCCCCGACGGUCUCCUUUUCAACGACAAGAUCACUGACGGCCGCUAUCCUUGUUUCUAUCGUCCCGAGGUAGACUGCGGCUCCAGGUCCCGCACACAGCCACCGCAGCCAACAGAGCUCUGCCUUCACCAGUGGGGCUACUUUGGUUCUGGGGACAGCUCACAGUGCGGCUUCUUCUUUAACUGUGUCAACGGCGUCGCCUACAAACAGAACUGUCCCAACGGCCUCGCCUUCUCGUCAGCUACCUACCGCUGCGAAUGGCCCGAGGAGUCUCCUGACUGUGACGCCGCUGCUUUCCUGGGCUUCUCAUGUCCCCCUGUGACUGGCAAUGUGCUGCUCAGUGGUUACACACAACACAGGUCACAAAGGGACUGCCGCGAGUACUUCAUCUGUGUGAACGGAAAUCCUAGAGUGCACUACUGCCAACUGGGUCUCGUGUAUGAAGAGGCGACCCGACAGUGUGUGGACCCUGACUUAGUACAGGGAUGCCAAGGUUACUACUCGCCCGAAGAGCUUGCGCUGUACCGGGAGCAGCGAGAGAGGGAACGCAUUGCUGCUGAGAGGAGACAGGAAGAACUCCAGGCCCUGAGGGAAAAGCUGGCAGAGCGAAGAAGGCAAUCACAAAACUAAAUCUGCAGUAGUAGGGAGUCUGCAUGGCAACACACACACACACACACACACACACACACACACACGUCACUUCACUUCUACUCAAGCUCUUCAUAAGAUAACUGACUCCGCCACAUCCAAGCUAACACUGGUAUGUAAUAAUUGACACUCCUGAGUUCCAUCCCACAAAUUACGAACAUAUGUAAUAUCUUAUGACCCUUGCCUCAGUUAUUUAUCCUGGAUGUGAACCUUUCCUAUACAGCACUGGUUUGCGCGGCAUUAGUGACUAAUGUAAGUAGGUUGGCGAGUCUAAAGGGGGUGUUCCUAAAUUUACAGAGCAAACAAAGGAUCUUUAUCACAUCUAUACCACCAUGCUUUUCAUGUGCAAGUGCUUUUACUGUCUGCCAUCAAGCCUUUAAGUUUUCACCUAUGUGUGUGUGUGUGUGUGUGUGUGUGUGUGUGUGUGUGUGUAUAUAUAUAUAUAUAUAUAUAUAUAUAUAUAUAUAUAUAUAUAUAUAUAUAUAUAUAUAUAUAUAUAUAUAUAUAUAUAUAUAUAUAUAUAUAUAUAUAUAUAUAUAUAUAUAUAUAUAUAUAUAUAUUCUCAUUGUAAACUACAAACAGUACCUUCAUAAUUACUAUGAGAAGCUGUACACGCUUCGAAUGCAAACAAAUAUAAAUAUACACAAUAUGAAAAAUAAUUUCAUCGCUGAUUUAAGUUCAGAAGAGUAUCAAAAAGAAUUUAGUGGGGCAAUGAACAAUUCACUUAACUUUACUAACACAUAAGGCUGAAAAGUAGCAUAGGGUUGAACGAGUAAUUGAACAUAGCAUUAUUUGAUAUAAAAAUUAUUUUUGUUAACAGCUAUAUACAAACCCUUUCAGAGGAAUCAGCAUCUCUCUCCAUGACAAAACUGUAAUGAACUGAAAUGGUUGCACAUUCCUUCUGACAAUAUUUCUUUUAAGUAUUUCUGUAUCCAUGACGUCAUUUUGUUAUGCAUUUUUUUCACAUGUAACAAUAAAAAAAACAUGUACAAGUUAAUGUA
This is a messenger RNA of Scylla paramamosain (green mud crab), 1913 nucleotides long. Its product is annotated as protein obstructor-E-like. NCBI's taxonomy places the organism in Eukaryota, Metazoa, Arthropoda, Malacostraca, Decapoda, Portunidae. The transcript is spliced from 5 exons. Gene Ontology annotation, molecular function: chitin binding. Gene Ontology annotation, cellular component: extracellular region. The record is from RefSeq and is a predicted model, not a curated record. The coding region runs from base 121 to 894 and encodes 257 amino acids.